AUGACAAAGAAUAGAAAUAGUUGUCGUCCUAUCCUUCUAAUGCUGCCUGUUUUGUCCUUAUCUUUCUGUACAGAGGGAUCUUUUCCCAUGAGCCAGCGUAGUUUCCCACCCUCCUUCUGGAACAGCACUUACCAACCUUCCUCUGUGCCUGCCUCUUUGGGAAGCCCACUGGCAGCUACUGCCCACAGUGAACUGCCCUUUGCUACAGCGGACCCUUAUUCUCCAGGCUCACUGCACAGCCACCUUCAUCAGGGCCCCCCGGAACCUUGGCACCCAGCUCACCACCACCAUCAUCACCAUCACCACCCAUACAUCGGUGCACAGAGUUCUGCUUACCCUCGGCCCACCACAGUGCACGAGGUCUACAGCCCCCAUUUUGACCCUCGCUAUGGUUCGCUGUUGGUGCCUGCUGCUUCUGUGCGUCCCCACCGCCUCACUCCUGCCUCGGUGCCCACUCCAGUAAGCCCUCAGUGUGAGCUAGGCAAGAAUGAGCCUGCCACAUCAACAUGGACAACGCCAGCUCCUUUUGCUGGUCCUGCGGGAGAGAUGGCACAGAGCUUAGGGCUGAAUGUGGAGACAGGUUUGCAACCUCAGGAUAAAAGCAAAGAUCUCUACUGGUUUUAGAUUCCACCAUGACUUCCCUUCUAGUCAGACUUUUGCCUAUGUAGGAGUGGGGACAGAGCCAAAGUCAAGUCAAUUUGUAACAGCUUCUGAUCUUGGUUUUCAGCUCACCAUUAUUCCUACUGUGCUGGAUCGCUCCUGAGCUGAGCUGCUGGUUAUAACCCUCCCUUCCUACGCACAAAUGCCAGCUUCGUUCUUUGCCUCACGGUUCUGAUAGCAGCAUCUCACAUCGAGACAAGAAAAGCAGAAUGGCAAAGGAGCUAAAAGGCUUCUUCAGCUUGGCAUUUCUUCUCCUAAAAUGGCAAAAUUGAACACAACAACCUCACAUUCAGAAGAACUGAGUGAAAUGAAUGAGGAUGUGAAAAGCAUUGACGUUAGGAAGCUGAAGGGUUUGUUAAUAUUAGUGAGGACAGAAAUCGUACUUAUCAUUUGGCAUUUUAAAAAAAUGAAGCAGCAUGGAAGAUAUUUAGGCAUUGUGAAUGAAGCAAAGUAAUUCUAAACUCUUAAAUACAUUUGGAACAUUUUUUUCAUAAAAGAAUGGAUCUUUCUAACUUCAGCGUGGUGAUGAGUGGCAAGUGACUAGUGGGGCCACCUGCCUCCAGGCUUACACAAAUGCAGCUGUUCAAGAGACAACUGUUCCAACUCCAAGAACUUGACAAUCAAGGUGGCACUUCUCUGAGUUUGGCUCAAAAACUGCAUAGGAUAAUACUUAUAUACAUAGUUGUAUAUAUAAGUUUUUUUUAUACAAAAAACAUUUAAGAUGAUAGAAAAUAUCCUUUAAAAAAACUCUUCCAGAUUUCAGGAGAAACAACUGGAGUGAAUGGGAGGGGAGGGCUAACGGGGUAGACAAAAGACUUCAUUUAAUUAUGACUUAUGUUCCCUUAUGACGUUUUGUAACAACCAGGAGACGGUCUCUCCUGUCUCUUGUUUUGAAAAGGAUAUACAGUAUAAGAAGUGUUUAUUUGCAGGGAAGAUAAUUAAAAAUGUCUCCUUUAACUUUUGAUUGUAUUUGUUUUAUGAAGUAGAGGAUGGAGAUUUCAGAUGCCCAUUGGGAAUCCCAAUUCUCCGUAUUUUUUAAUUUUAAAAACUCCAUUGAUUUGUUUAACAUUGAUUUUGAAACCAUCUUGAUCAAGCCAAAUAGCAAAUUAGUCCAAUAUCUUGUUUCCCACCAUGACAAAACCUACAGAUCAAUGGAUAACAAGCCAUAAAUAGGCUAUAGAGAUGCAAUAACCCUCUCCUCUUAUCUUUAAGCUACUGCUACUCUUGAGAUACAAUGCUUCUGAAUCUAGUGGUGACAUAAGUAUCAU
Molecule: messenger RNA, 1928 nt
Organism: Thamnophis sirtalis
Lineage: Eukaryota; Metazoa; Chordata; Lepidosauria; Squamata; Natricidae
Source: RefSeq, a predicted model, not a curated record